Molecule: messenger RNA, 586 nt
Organism: Hibiscus syriacus
Lineage: Eukaryota; Viridiplantae; Streptophyta; Magnoliopsida; Malvales; Malvaceae
Exons: 1
Coding region: 3-494 (163 amino acids)
Source: RefSeq, a predicted model, not a curated record
CAAUGGUGAAGCCGGUGAGACAGAAGAAGGUUGUGCUCACUUUCCGAUUAAACCCGCCGAUCAACCCCGGCACUAAAAAAAUUUCACAUCCGAGAGUAUCCUUGUUUCCGAAGGAGGUUCGAAGGCUAGCCAAUAAUGGGAUCUUAGAAGGAUUUGAGCCUGUUUCCCCCAGAGUUUCAUGCACGGGCCACAUCCAAAUCGAGAGCCACAUAAAGAAAAAACGAGGUGUCGGCAAACAUAAGCAAGCCUUUUCACCUCUAGCCCAAGCGUUGGCGGAACAGAUCAGAAGGAAGGUAUUGAACGGGAGAAAGCGUGGUUACGAAUCCGAUGUUUUUGAUGCCUCGUCUGAGACAGAGGAGGCUGCUCCUUCGCUUCAGCAGAUGAGGCAACUCCGUUAUGGACGUAGCACGUUAUCGGAUUUCGAUUGGAGGACAUAUGAUGCAGAGGAGAAAGGGAAGAUACUGAAGAGCGGGAUGAAUCGUGGUAUGAAUUGAUGUUUCCGAUUUGCACGCGCCUUCGCUUCGGCAAAUGAGGCAAUUUUCCAAGGGACGUAGUACGUUACCAGAUUUUUAUUCGAGGUCAUACG